Xenia sp. Carnegie-2017 is the source of this 2213-nucleotide messenger RNA. Its product is annotated as polynucleotide 5'-hydroxyl-kinase NOL9-like. Gene Ontology annotation, molecular function: polynucleotide 5'-hydroxyl-kinase activity. Gene Ontology annotation, biological process: cleavage in ITS2 between 5.8S rRNA and LSU-rRNA of tricistronic rRNA transcript (SSU-rRNA, 5.8S rRNA, LSU-rRNA). Gene Ontology annotation, cellular component: nucleus. Lineage: Eukaryota; Metazoa; Cnidaria; Anthozoa; Malacalcyonacea; Xeniidae. The record is from RefSeq and is a predicted model, not a curated record. The transcript has 16 exons. The coding region runs from base 124 to 1857 and encodes 577 amino acids.
AUUUGAAGUCGACCAACUCAUGUGACUCCGCUAUUGUGUUAAUGUGUUGUUGGUGAGAUGUGGAGAAAUACACUUUAAUAGACCAGAGAAAUAUUCCAUUUGCUGCUGUUCAUAUAACUAAAAAUGAAUUCUGCAAAGAGUAUUUUUAGAUUACCGACCAAUGAUAUUGCAGACUGCGUUCUCUUGAUAAGAAGAUCUUGCCCGGUGUUUUAUAUUCAUGGCUGUGUUGAUAUGAAAAUAGCUGCGGGAUCUAUUUCAAUUCACGGGCACAGAAUAUGUGACGAAAAAUGGCAUCGCGUGUGCUCCUCGGGACUAAAUCUUGUUACUGUUGAAUGUACCUUGAGUCGACCCCUCAAACGUUGGAACAAACUCUUGUCCGAAAUACUUGAUAAUGACGUAAAAACUAAACUUAAAACUGUGUUCAAAGAUAAGAACGACGUCGUAUGUGUUGUCUUCUUCAAAGCAAAUUGGUUGACGUCAAAGCUUCCGUUUGGUGAUUUCUUUGAUGUGAUCUCGGUACUUGAUUCCGUGGAGUUUGAAUCUGAUCAGAAAGAGCUUCACGACGUAACGUGCGAUCUAGGAUUUACAUUGUUCCAUGAAUUACCAAAUUCCUGUUCGUCGUUGAAAAUUUUCCCAACAUGGAAGAAAUUAUCUGAGAUGGUUCAAUUGCAUUCUAACCAAGCAGAUGUCCAAACACCGAUAGUCCUUAUCUGCGGUGGGAAAAAUGUUGGAAAAUCUACUUUUGCAAGAUACUUGAUGAAUGACUUUUUGAACAACCAAAGCUCGUUGUAUUUUAUGGAAACAGAUGUUGGGCAAACGGAGUUUACACCACCGGGAAUUUUAUCUCUUGUCAAAGUCAAUUCGCCCAUAUUUGGUCCACCAUUUACACAUCUCGCAAAGUCUGAAAGAGCCCUAUUCUUUGGUGAUAUCACUCCGAAAGACUACCCUAGCACCUAUGUAAAAAUGGUGUAUUUAUUGCAUGAAUAUUACAAGGAAAGCUGCUCUGCUGAACCGCUUGUAAUUAACACUUGUGGUUGGAUCAAGGGUCUGGGUGUUCGUAUAUUGUUGGACAUCAUUCGACUUGUUCAGCCGACUCACAUAAUACAGAUAAAUUCCCCAAGCCAAGCCACGAAAAAUCUCCCUGUUUUUACUGAGGAUUUUUUGACCACUCAAGAAGGCUGGACGUACGAGAGUUUCUCUGUUCCCCAUUUACCUCACGUUUUGCAAAUUGAUGCGUAUGAAAACGACUGUGAAGCAAGAAAAGGUGUGCAAGCCAGUGACCUCCGGAUGCUUUCCCUUCUAUCCUACUUUGGUAUGCAUCAAAAUGUUUCAAGUUCCUUUACUUUACAAGAGUACAUCCAAAACCAUGCUGCGACAUAUUCUAUUCCAAUUUCUGCUCUAAAAAUUCAAAAUAUCUACGAUGACGUUUCCCCCGAUAACCUUUGGAAGUCAAUUAUUGGCAGCAUAGUAGGUCUUAUUAGAAAGAAUACAGAGGCACGUAAAAGUCACGUGGAAUCCUUAGGUGAUGAAGUUCGAUUUGGAGAAUGUGUUGGAUUAGGCAUUGUUCGAAACAUUGACGUGGCAAAAGAAAUCGUGUAUCUCAUCACCCCCGAGCCUAAAGAAAAUUUCAACGAUGUGUAUACUUUGUUGAAGGGACGACUUGAGAUACUGGACUGCAUGUUUAAGAGUCAGUCUUGUGGGUCUUUGCCGUACGUGACGUCGGAAUUUACCUUCAAUCACAGAGGAUCUGGACAAAAAAGAGUACGAUAUAAUUUAUUGAGACAAAAAUCGCCGAAUCCAUUAAAAAAGAAAGCUUUAGACCAAGUAUCCCAUGUUGCUGUGCAAAACGAUCAAUAAUGAUGUGGAUUGUGCCCUAUCAUGUAAACAUAAAUUAGUAUGACAUAAUCUAACUUUAAACUUGUGAACCAUGAACUAACAUGAAACUUGUGGACCACAAAUGCCCUACAUAGAUAAAAUCAAUUCUAGCCCGAGUUCAGGCAUAGUAUCUACUCUUAACUCAAACUUCAAAGUAAGUGUUCAAAGUACAGUAGAACAGCGUUAACUCGAACUUCUCCCGCUAGCGUGAACUAAAUUCGAUUCCAAUUGGAUUUGAUAGCACAUUUUUGAAGUAUAUAUUUUUCUUUGGUUUAUUCACUCCAACUUGUUUGACGCCAAAUUAUGAGAAAUACAAUAAAAUCAUUCUGCACGAAAAA